Mandrillus leucophaeus (drill) is the source of this 576-nucleotide messenger RNA. RefSeq names its product UPF0577 protein KIAA1324-like. The record is from RefSeq and is a predicted model, not a curated record. NCBI's taxonomy places the organism in Eukaryota, Metazoa, Chordata, Mammalia, Primates, Cercopithecidae. Gene Ontology annotation, biological process: positive regulation of vacuole organization; autophagosome assembly. Gene Ontology annotation, cellular component: lysosome; trans-Golgi network; late endosome. The annotation marks the transcript as partial. The transcript is spliced from 4 exons.
AUCCUCAAGGCAGAGUCCCAGAGACAUCCUAAAUCUCACACAGGCUGAGUUGUGCUUAAUCCAUUUCUGCAGACACAGCUCAUGUACAAAUGGGCCAAGCCGAAAAUCUGUAGCGAGGACCUUGAGGGGGCGGUGAAGCUGCCUGCCUCUGGUGUGAAGACCAGCUGCCCACCCUGCAACCCAGGCUUCUUCAAAACCAGCAACAGCACCUGCCAGCCCUGCCCAUACGGUUCCUACUCCAAUGGCUCAGAUUGUACCCACUGCCCUGCGGGGACUGAACCUGCUGUGGGAUUUGAAUACAAAUGGUGGAACACGCUGCCCACAAACAUGGAAACGACCGUUCUCAGUGGGAUCAACUUCGAGUACAAGGGCAUGACAGGCUGGGAGGUGGCUGGUGAUCACAUUUACACAGUUGCUGGAGCCUCAGACAAUGACUUCAUGAUUCUCACUCUGGUUGUGCCAGGAUUUAGACCUCCGCAGUCGGUGAUGGCAGACACAGAGAAUAAAGAGGUGGCCAGAAUCACAUUUGUCUUUGAGACCCUCUGUUCUGUGAACUGUGAGCUCUACUUCAUGGUG